AAUCAGAGUAUUGAUGAAAUAACUAGCAGGACGCCUUCAGCUUUUGCCUCUGUCAACAAAAGUUUCUCAAUUGUAAGCCAGGUUUCCACAUCAAAGCAGCGAAGUCAUAUUAAUAUCAAUGUCUAAGCAAAGGUUGGAAGGCAAGGUUGCAAUUGUGACCGGGGGAGCAAGUGGAAUAGGAGCAGAAGCAGCGAGGUUAUUUGUGGAAAAUGGUGCAUUUGUUGUUAUAGCAGAUGUUAACGAUGAAUUGGGGCUUCAAGUUGCAAGUUCCAUUGGCGUAGACAAGGUGAGUUACCAUCACUGCGACGUUAGAGACGAGAAACAAGUUGAAGAAACCGUUGCUUUCGCUAUCAAGAAAUAUGGAAGCCUAGAUAUCAUGUUCAGUAACGCUGGAAUUGCAGGCUCUUUCUAUAAAAUACUUGAUUUGGAUUUGAAUGACUUUGAUAACACAAUAGCUGUGAAUGUUCGUGGAGCAGCGGCGUGUAUUAAAUACGCGGCACGUGUCAUGGUGGAACGAAAGACACGUGGCUCCAUAAUUUGCACUGCUAGUACAGCUUCUGUGGUUGCACUUGGUGGCGAUUCAGCUCCUUAUGGUUAUAACACAUCCAAACAUGGUCUUUUGGGUCUUGUGCGUUCCACGUGUGGUGAGCUUGGAGCUUAUGGGAUUAGGGUCAAUUCGAUUUCACCUUCUUAUUUGGCCACUCCUUUGGCAUGUGACGCUCUUGGUAUGGAAGCAAGCGAAGUUGAAAGUGCUGUUGUUGCUGGUGCCAAUUUGCAGGGGAUUGUGUUGAAGCCAAUUCAUGUUGCACAAACGGCUUUGUUUCUUGCUUCUGAUGAAUCUGCUUAUAUUAGUGGACACAAUUUGGUCGUUGACGGAGGUUUGUUAGCCGUUAAUAGCCUUGUUUCAAAAAGUAAUUGAGAAUCUCGCAAUAUGCCAAUAUAUAAGAAUUUCAAUUUUCGGAAGUUUAAAUUUUACUUUAGAGAGUAAAGAGUAAAGUGUGAUCUUCUAUUUUUGAAUAGUUUUUCUUUUAUAUUUAUUAUUGGUCCCACUUAUAAAAUCAAUAGUGAGAGAUCACACUUUAUUCUCUAAAGUGAAAUUCAAAUUUUAGAGGAUCCAAAUCCUAUAUAUUGAGUGCUAAGCCAAACAGAUUUUGUAAUUUAUAAUAAUCAAUUAAUCAUUAUUAUCAAUGUUUUUGAUGGUAUGAAAUUAAUUGAUUAUUAUACACUAUUAGA
This is a messenger RNA of Arachis ipaensis, 1233 nucleotides long. RefSeq names its product short-chain dehydrogenase reductase 3b-like. Lineage: Eukaryota; Viridiplantae; Streptophyta; Magnoliopsida; Fabales; Fabaceae. The record is from RefSeq and is a predicted model, not a curated record.